UCCUUUUUUUUUUUUCUGAAAAUAAGAAUUAAGAAUAAACAAGCCACUCCUGCUCUUCAAGCCACUCCUACUUCAAUUUUACGCGAGGCAGAGUUGCGGAAAACGAUGGCGGGAAAAGAGGUCGGCAGCGAAGGUGGGAACAUCGCUGGGAUGUCGAAGAAUCAGCUCUACGACAUCAUGUCUCAGAUGAAGAAACUUAUGGAACAGAACGAGAAACAAGCAAAGCAAAUUCUGGUUCAAAACCCUACGUUGGCCAGAGAUCUCUUUCAGGCACAAAUAUUGCUCGGGAUGGUUCAGCCAACACAGACGAUGGGCACACCCUCUCCCACAAUACAAAGUACUCAGACAUUGCCAUCUCACGUUCAGCAGUCAAAUACUCAUUCUGUUCCAGCAGUAUCAUCAGGACAAAUGAAUUUGCAGGACCAAAUGAGAAAACCGCACCAAAUGCAACCUCCAUUAUUAGUGACACCUGUGACUGCUCCCCCAUCAAACCUUCAGCCACCAUCCUUGCCACCUCAUCCAUUACAUCCUGCACAACAGCCUAAAUCACACGUUAGUGCCCUGUCAGCGUCAGUUUCAUUGCCACCUCAUCCAAACAUGCCACCACUUCCUCAUCUUCAACCACACAUGUCCUCUGUUCCUACUCAGUUGGACCAAUCGAUACAGAGCGGUGGCAUGCAGCAGCAUCUGCCGACAUUGCAGCCGCCACUACCGCCACCACAGGUGAGACCUCCAGUGCAGUCCUUUUCUCAGCAAAUACAUCCCCAGAUUGGGCCCAAUGCAGGGUUUCAGCAGGCUGGGCCACCACCUCAGAUUCACCAUUCACAACCCAUGUUUCAUGGAGGUAAACCUCCAGGUCCAAUGGGCUCUUCAUUUAUUAUGCCAGGACAACCACCUCCCCCGACACUCUAUCAGGGGGGAGGCUCACACAUAAGAACAGAUUUCAAUCACAUCGGAAGCUCUAUGCCCAUGGAUAGAGGAGCAAACUCUGCAUGGAUACCCGGCCUCCUCCCAGACAAUAAUACACCAAAAGCGCAGCUUCCCGGGCCUCCCCCACCAUUCCCGGGACAAAUGGGAACCGGGAAUCAAUCCGCUCGACAACCAGCUUUGACUCCAGAGAUGGAACAUGCUCUUCUUCAGCAAGUCAUGAGUCUCACACCUGAACAGAUACAUUUGUUGCCUCCUGAUCAGAGGAAUCAAGUUCUUCAGUUGCAACAGAUGCUGCGUAAGUGAGAGGAGAGCAAAGUUGGCCAAGUACAAAACAACUUCUUUUGAGACCAUACGUUGCAAUUCUGUGGCAGAAUCUUGUAUUUUGACAUCAGGUUCCAUGAGUUCAAUAUGUAUGUUCUCCACAUGGAUUGCAUGUUAAUUAUGAGUGUGAGGACUGAACUUUGUCUUCUUGUUUCUCCGUUAUUGUUUGUAUUUUCAAUUUCUUGAGUUUAUAUAAUUCUUUGAUGGUCAUAGUCAUUCCCUACAUUAGUGGUGGACCGGGCCCGGUUCUGAUUCGGGCCUAGGCCCGGCCGGGCCUGGAAGGUUUUGGGUAAGGCCCGGGACCGGCCCGGGAGGCUACCGGUUCCGGGCCAGGCCCGUUCGUCUUUUUGGUGUACCGGAACCGCCCCCCUACCCCCUUACCCCCUCGGGCCAGGCUGGUUCCCGGGCCGGUCAGACCGGGUCCAUGACUACCCUACAUUGUCCAAAUACUGUGUCUAUUUAUCAAUUUCUUGAGUUUAUAUAAUUCCUUGAUGGUCAAUGAGUCAUUC
Messenger RNA from Cuscuta epithymum, 1760 nucleotides. The record is from the annotation of a GenBank genome assembly. Lineage: Eukaryota; Viridiplantae; Streptophyta; Magnoliopsida; Solanales; Convolvulaceae.